Folsomia candida is the source of this 968-nucleotide messenger RNA. RefSeq names its product exoskeleton protein RP43. The transcript has 5 exons. The record is from RefSeq and is a predicted model, not a curated record. Bases 75 to 860 code for a protein of 261 amino acids. Lineage: Eukaryota; Metazoa; Arthropoda; Collembola; Entomobryomorpha; Isotomidae.
UCCUCGCCGGGUAUAAAUUCGAGAUCAAGUCUGAUCCUGUCAUCACACUUAAAUUUGAUCUCCCUUCCUUCACCAUGAAUCCAGUAGCCUGCAUCGUUUUCCUCGCCUUCGUCGCCGUAGCCACGGCGGCUCCACAACCUCUCCAAGGACAGCCAGAAGAUCCCAAUCCAAUUGACACAGUGACGACAUGUGGCGGUUUUGUCGAGACAUCCUCCGCCUCAAUCGAAUUCCAAGUUGGCGGAUCCAUCCGUGCUGAUAUGCGGUGCGUCUGGAUUAUUAGGGGGCCAUACGUCUCCCAGCGGUUCAACCUGGUUCAAUCCGGCCUUAAGGAAACUGAUGGACUCUUCCUCUCCGGUCACUCCAGAAGUGGGAUAACGGCCCAGCAAAAAUUGGCUACGGUUGGUCAAAACAUCACGAUAAACUCGAGAACGGCGAUUCUGACCCUCAGCGUUGGACACGCCCCAACUCUAGGAUUCAAACUGGAAUUUUUCUCGAGUGGCUCUUCUGAAAAUUCUGUCUUGAGCGGUCACGCACUCUUGACCACGGCCAAGGGAAAUUACACUUAUCCCGUUAACGGCGGUCAGUAUGGAAAUAAUGAAAAUGCCCUGUUCGCCAUCGCACCCACCGUUCCGGGACAGCCGACCCUUCGCUUCACAAGGGUCAAUCUCGAAAAUGACUCUGGCUGCACGUACGACUCGAUUCGAGUCUACAAUUGGUUUGACAACGACUAUCUCCAGGUUGUAAGAUUUUGUGGCACCACAAUUCCAACCAGUGUAACCUUCCAGGAUGGAGCUGGUCUAGUCGCAUUUGUAACGGAUUCAAGCGUCACAUCAACUGGAUUCGAGUUCCAAUAUGAAUAAGAAACAGGAUGCGGAAAUAAACGCAUUAAUAUUUAAAUACGCGAUAUUUAUACAUGACAAAAACUGUAUUUUAAUUUAAUAAAAAUGAAACAUGUCUCUAAACCAUCA